CACAAUCAGAAUGGUGGACUACGAAUGUACACCUUUGUCAAGUCUCGUCAGACCGUUCCUCGUAUCGAUUCAGCUCCCAGUCCAAAGCUCAUUUCCAGCGCAUGCAAGCCAGCAACAUGUCGUCGACCGCCACGACGACAUUGACGCUAUCCACGCGGGAUGGAACGAGCUCGAAAGCGGGCGACCAGUCGACCAAGCGUCGCAAAGGACCCAAGCCAGGCAGUUCCAAAGAAGGCAACACUGCCGAGAAUCUCGUCCGAGUAUGCGCCGACAUAGCUUCUCUGCUAGUGCAAGCCUACGACAAAGGCUUGCCUCUGGAAGUGAACCUUUUCCGAAAGCAAGCAUGCAAGAAGCACGGGUAUUCUGGAAUUCCUAGAAUGACGGAAGUGAUUGCUUCCAUUCCCGAAUCUCAUAGGAAGAGCAUCAUCCCUCUGAUCAAGGCGAAGCCCAUCAGAAGCGCUAGUGGCAUUGCGGUGGUGGCGGUCAUGAGCAAGCCGCACAGGUGCCCUCACAUCAGCUUGACUGGUAAUGUCUGCGUCUACUGUCCAGGUGGACCGGACAGCGACUUCGAGUACAGCACGCAGAGCUACACGGGCUACGAGCCGACAUCAAUGAGGGCGAUUCGUGCUCGCUACGAUCCGUUCGAGCAGUCGCGCAGCCGAAUAUCUCAGCUCAGAGAACUGGGCCACUCGACGGACAAAGUCGAAUUCAUCGUGAUGGGCGGGACCUUCAUGUCCCUGCCUCAGGAUUACAGGGACGAGUUCAUUGCUCAGCUGCACAACAGCUUGAGCGGAUGGACAGGAAAGGAUGUGGACGAAGCAGUCAGGUUCUCCGAAAGAUCGUCGACCAAGUGCAUUGGGAUCACUAUAGAAACGCGGCCAGACUACUGCCUUCGACCGCACAUAUCCCAACUGCUGAGGUACGGCUGCACACGACUGGAGAUUGGUGUUCAGUCCGUCUACGAGGAUGUAGCUCGGGAUACGAAUCGGGGCCACACCGUCAAAGCUACCUGCGAAACGUUUCAUCUGGCCAAAGAUGCGGGCUACAAAGUCGUAGCUCACAUGAUGCCCAACUUGCCCAACGUGCCAGCAGAGAGGGACAUGGCGCAAUUCGUAGAGUACUUUGAGAACCCGGCUUUCAGAUCCGAUGGUUUGAAGCUCUAUCCCACGCUCGUCAUUCGUGGCACGGGACUUUACGAGCUCUGGAGGACAGGUAGAUACAAGUCGUACCCUGCAAGUUACUUGGUCGAGCUAGUGGCGCGAAUCUUGGCUCUCGUGCCGCCUUGGACGCGCAUCUAUCGGGUGCAGCGGGACAUUCCGAUGCCCAUCGUCACUUCUGGCGUGGAGAACGGAAACCUGCAUCAGUUGGCCGACGAUCGGGUCAGAGAUUUGGGUCUGGAAUGCAGAGACGUCCGAUCGCGCGAAGUCGGCAUUCACGAGAUCAAGGACAAAGUGAGACCUACAGAUGUGGAGCUGGUUCGUAGAGAUUAUUCUGCCAAUGGAGGUUGGGAAACUUUUUUGGCCUACGAAGAUCCAGAGAAGGAUGUGCUGGUGGCUCUCUUGCGUUUGAGAAAGUGCUCCGACGCUACAUUCAGACCCGAACUGACAAAGGGUCCGAGCAGCAUCGUAAGGGAACUGCACACGUACGGCAGUGCCGUACCUAUACACUCUAGAGACCCUACGAAAUUCCAACACCAGGGAUUCGGGACAUUGUUGAUGGAAGAGGCGGAGAGGAUAGCAAGGGAGGAACACGGAAGUGAAAAAUUAGCGGUCAUCAGCGGUGUCGGAACGAGAGACUACUACGCCCGUCUAGGCUACCAUUUGGACGGUCCUUACAUGAGCAAGAUGCUCUGAGCAAUCAUCCCCUCGUGCGCGCGAUGUAUUCGCAAGCAAGACGACUUCGAAAAUCACUGAAUCGAGAUCAUUUGCCCACU
Molecule: messenger RNA, 1933 nt
Organism: Ceraceosorus guamensis
Lineage: Eukaryota; Fungi; Basidiomycota; Exobasidiomycetes; Ceraceosorales; Ceraceosoraceae
Product: histone acetyltransferase ELP3
Exons: 5
Coding region: 117-1853 (578 amino acids)
Biological process (GO): tRNA wobble base 5-methoxycarbonylmethyl-2-thiouridinylation
Cellular component (GO): nucleus; elongator holoenzyme complex; cytoplasm
Molecular function (GO): acyltransferase activity, transferring groups other than amino-acyl groups; iron-sulfur cluster binding
Source: RefSeq, a predicted model, not a curated record